AACAUAAACAUCAGGCUGUGAAAAGUUCAUUCUGGGGAGGGCGCACGUGUUUUUAGCCUCCUCCCUCCCCUGCCUGGUGGCCCUCGGUUAUGGAGGCAGCAGGGGCCAGCACUGGGAGGAACACUAGAUACAUGAUGGAGGGCGUCGGGGCUAGAGUCAUCAGAGGACCAGACUGGAAGUGGGGAAAACAGGAUGGGGGUGAAGGACAUGUGGGAACUGUUAGAAAUUUUGAAUCUCCAGAGGAGGUGGUAGUUGUUUGGGACAAUGGAACAGCCGCUAACUAUCGCUGUGCUGGUGCCUAUGACCUUCGUGUAUUAGAUUCUGCACCAACAGGAGUGAAGCAUGAAGGCACAAUGUGCGACACUUGUAGACAACAGCCCAUUUUUGGAAUACGAUGGAAAUGUGCAGAAUGUAACAAUUAUGACCUCUGUUCUGUCUGUUACCAUAGUGACAAGCAUAAUCCUAGACAUCGUUUUUAUCGCAUUACCACAAUUGGGUGUGAAAGAGUCUUACUUGAACCACGGCGCAAAAGUAAAAAAAUUGGCAUCCGUGGGAUAUUCCCCGGUGCCAGAGUAGUGAGAGGAGUCGAUUGGCAAUGGGAAGACCAAGACGGAGGAAAUGGUAGAAGAGGUAAAGUCUCUGAGAUUCAGGAUUGGUCUGCAGCUUCACCAAGAUCAGCUGCUUAUGUCAUCUGGGAUAAUGGUGCCAAAAACUUAUACAGGGUUGGCUUUGAAGGAAUGGCUGAUCUAAAAGUAGUAAAUGAUGCAAAGGGUGGCACUGUGUACCGUGACCACCUUCCCAUGCUUGGUGAGCAAAACCCUGGCCGCUCCGGUCCUCAUGGGCUGGCCAUUGGAGACCAAGUAAAUGUUGACCUGGAAUUGGAGAUUGUACAGUCUCUGCAACAUGGACAUGGUGGGUGGACGGAUGGCAUGUUUGAGUGUCUCGGCACCACGGGUACUGUGGUCGGCAUCGACGAAGAUCAUGAUAUUGUUGUUGCUUAUCCUUCUGGAAAUAGGUGGACGUUCAAUCCAGCUGUGUUGACAAAAGUUGGCGGUGGUGUUGUGGUUAGUACUGAUACUAGCACUAGUCAGCAGUUUAGUGUUGGGGACCUUGUGCAGAUAUGUGCUGACUUGGAGAGAAUAAAGAUCCUUCAGCGUGGCCAUGGGGAGUGGGCUGAGGCUAUGGUCCCGACUUUAGGCAAGAUUGGACGAGUACAGCAAAUAUACCAUGACAAUGAUCUCAAAGUUGAAGUUUGUGGCACCUCUUGGACAUACAAUCCUGCAGCAGUUACCAAGGUUGCGUCUGACGGUGCUGUUCCUGGUGCUGCUAGUGGAGAGAGAUUAAGUGCUCUUUUGAAGAAGAUAUUUGAAGCCCAUGUCUCUGGGGAUCUGAAUGAGGAAUUAGUUAAGGCUGCUGCCACAGGAGAUGCACAGAAGGUAGUAUUGAUGGUGCAUUUAUUUUUGUUAUGUAAUUUCAAAUACCCCUGUUACUUUGACAAAGACGGAGACCGUGCUAUCCAUCAUGCUGCCUAUGGUGAUGAGCCUGGUGUUGUUCAGAUCCUGGCCAGUGCUGGUGCAGACUUAAAUGCACGCAGUAAACGACGCCAGACUCCUCUCCAUGUUGCAGUCAACAAGGGGCAUGUUGGUGUUGUGAAGACACUUCUUGAGCUUGGAGGUCAUCCUAGUCUCCAGGACCAUGAGGGUGACACUCCGCUCCAUGAUGCUGUCUCUAAAAAGCGAGAUGAUAUCCUGACUCUUCUACUGGAUCACGCAGCUGACAUCACUCUUACCAACAACAAUGGCUUUAACUCCCUUCAUCAUGCAGCUCUUCGCGGCAAUCCAAGCGCCAUGAGGAUCCUGCUGAGCAAGGUGCCGCGGUCCUGGAUGGUGGACGAGAAGAAGGAUGACGGCUACACGGCUCUCCACCUGGCCGCCCUCAACAACCACGUAGAGGUUGCAGAGCUGCUGGUCCACCAGGGGCGGGCCAAUAUGGACCUUCAGAAUGUGAAUCUACAAACGCCACUUCACCUGGCCGUGGAGCGCCACCACACGCAGAUCGUCAGGCUGUUAGUUCGAGAAGGAGCUAACUUAAAUCUAGCAGACAAGGAUGGAGACACUCCGCUGCACGAGGCCCUGAGGCACCACACACUAUCUCAGCUCAGGCAACUGCAGGACAUGCAAGAUGUUGGAAAGUCACCCCAGUUGCUGAUGGGUUUGGGGACUCAAGGCGUUGACAAGAAGAGUCCGGCCUCCAUUGCCUGUUUGCUGGCUGCUCAUGGUGCCGACCUCAACAUCAAGAACAAGAAAGGACAAACGCCGCUAGACCUCUGUCCGGACCCAAACUUGUGCAAAGCCCUUACCAAGUGCUAUAAGGACAAAUCUAUUUCUGGUGAUAUGGGUGCACUGGAGGUGUGUGCAGAAGAAAGCCUGGAGGAGUGUAUGGUGUGCUCGGAUACGAAGCGGGACACACUGUUCGGUCCCUGUGGCCACAUAGCCACCUGCUCCAUUUGCUCCCCACGGGUUAAGAAGUGCCUCAUGUGUAAGGAACCCGUGCAGUCCAGAACUAAGAUUGAAGAAUGUGUAGUUUGCUCAGACAAACAGGCCACAGUUCUCUUUCAACCUUGUGGACACAUGUGUGCUUGUGAUAACUGUGCUUCCCUGAUGAAGAAGUGCGUACAGUGCCGUGGAGUCAUUGAGAAACAGAUUCCUUUCAUCGUUUGUUGUGGCGGGCAAGUGGUGGGCUCCAACCCGGGUCCAAGUGUGGCCCCCAACAACAGUGCCAGUGAAGGUGGUGGUGGCAGUGGUAGUGGUGGCAGUUUGAUGGAUUCAAUUGCAAAUAACCUUAACUGGGAUCAUAACCUUCCAGCACCAGCAUCCAUUCUUCCUGGUGGUGCCAACAACAGUAGUGGUAGCAGUACUGUUGGCGGUAGUGGUGCUGGUGGUGGUGGUGGUGGUGGUGGUGUUGGCGGUGGCAGCAGCAGCAGUAGCAGCAGCAGCAACAACAACAACAACAACAAUAAUACCGGCAAUGUGGCAUCAGCAGCAGCGUCAACUGCCGGUGUUGUGGUCCCCGGACCGACGGGACCGCUCAUGAAUAAUGGGUCACGGGAUAUGUCAUCCGCAGACUUGCAGAAACUUCAGCAGCAGCUCCAUGAUAUUAAGGAACAGACAAUGUGUCCCGUUUGUCUUGAUCGCUUGAAGAAUAUGAUCUUCCUUUGUGGCCACGGGACAUGUCAGAUGUGUGGAGAUCGCAUGCACGAGUGUCCAAUAUGCCGUAAGCCUGUAGAAAAGCGUAUUUUGGUAUUCUGAGCCUAAGAAUAUUGCUCAUGCAGUUUAAAAUGAAGUUUAAGAGGUGCAUUCCAGGUUUUCUACAUUCAUGAAACAGAAGCAAACAUUCUGAGAGUAAUUGCUAUUAUAUUUAACACCUAAGUCACAUUAUGUCCGACUUACUAAAAGUGCAUUCCCUGUUCUCAGAAAAAAGUGUGUGUGUGUGUGUGUGCUGUGGAUGCAAUGUUUUUUAAAGAACCUGAUGCUUGUGUUUUUUAUCAAAAUGUUUGUUAUAUUUAAGUAGUGAUAAAGUCAUAAAUGUUUUAAUGAAUUAGUAGUAACAGUUUUAAAAGAAAGAUUUCAUUAUCAAUAUUUUUUAAUGAACAAAUUUUACAUCAUAAUGGUUUUUAGACAAUGUAUCAAACUUUAAUAUAUGACUUUAACAUUACAUAAACACCUGAUCUAUUUGGUGGUGCAAAACUAAAUUUAUUUUAUUUCAUAGUCUGUACAGCACAAUCAACUGUUUACAGUUUUUUUACCUGUUCUUUUAAAUUAAAAAUAAUUGUGAUUUUGCAAUAAUUUGGAUUAUAGCCAAAGCAUUUUAACACACUUUGAUUAAUUUAUAUAUCUUAUAUGUACUGUACUUGAAUCCUAUAUGUUGUGAAUUUUAGUUUUAUUUAACAGUUAACGUAAUAUAUUGAAAUGCACGGGUUAUUUCAAAGUGAUUUAAUUCCAACCAUAUGCUGUUGAAUGUGUUUUUAUUGAAUUUAAUCCUGUUUUAGAAAUCACUAUUUUACUCAAUGCUUAAAUUUUGUACGAGUUAUGGAUUGUUAUGUAGCAAUAGAUAAUCAAAAUAUAUAUAUAUAUAUUAUUGUCUUAUUAAUAAUUUGCAAUGAUAACUUCCAUUAUGAGAAAUAAUUGGUUAUUGAAGAAUAUAAAUACUACACUAUGCUGAAUAUGGAUUACAAGAAACAAAAUGCAUCCCCUACCAACUAAUGUUAAAGGAUAUAUACAAUGAGAUAAAUGGGCAGUAGCCCAUUUAAUCUCAUUGAGUGUAAAUGGGCUACUGUAAUGAGAUAAUUAUACCUCUUUUCAGUGUAUAUAUAAUUAAUAAUUCAUUGUGUCUGGGGACAGGCAGCCAGUGUAUAUACAUGUUUGGCUUAUAUUGAUGUCCCCAUAUCGCCCUCGCAAGUUUGAAUUACAUUACUUGCCCUCCCCAGAAUGCAACACCCACAACAAGAUAAAUCUUGGGUACCAAUUUACUGGUAGGUGAAGAAGUGCAUUAGGUGAUAAGAAACACAGCCAAAUAUGUUUGUCCCAUCCAGGAUUCGAACCUGCAAUCACUAAUUUUGUGUCGAGAACAAUCCUGACUGUAUUAUAUAUAGAUUAUGGUAUUUGAGGUCUGGACUAUAUUGAAAACUAAUGUAUACUUACUAGUGGGUUAAUAAGCACCUUGGUGGCCUUAAUAACCUUCCUGUGGUUGAUAUGCUUAAAGCCCAACACUUAAAAAAAAAAUUAUGGUGGAACAGACUUAUAUUGUAGUACUGUACCACAAAUAAAGUCAGUUAAUAAAUGAAUAUAACAAUAAGCAGUGCAUACAUAGUGGAAGUUUUGAUGCAAAUUUUAAUUAUUCCUUGUUUAAUGGUGUGCAUGUCCAGAUAGUCAGUAUGAAUUGUUUUAUCUGUGAUCAAGCCAAAGAAAAAUGUUGCCUGGCUCUGAAGUCAAUGAUAAAACGUUUCCAAAAGAAUGAGAAUAAUUUGGUGCAUUCACAUUAUGAGUGAAAAGAAUGGAUUUUAUAAUUGUGAUUUUUAAAAAUUACUGUUUACAUAAUUUUUGUAAUGAUUAAUCUUCAUUGAAACAGGAAUAUACACCCUUAAAAUGUAGACAACAAUUAAUCUUCAUAAAACUGCAUGACACAGCAGUAAUAUUGUCAAAAAAUAUUACAACAAAUCAAUUUUGACACGUUAAAAAUAACGAUGAAACCAUACUAUAUUGAAAAAUAUAUUAAGUGAUUUGACAUGCAAUGUCCUCUUUUAAAAAGAGGUAGCAGUAUAUACAGAAUGCAAGGAUGCUUUGUAUGUUACGCCUUAACACUGCAGGUUACGACUAUACUGCAUGUGCCAUGCUUUACACUGCAGUUAUGACUACGAUAUGUAUGCCUGACUUGAAAUAGUCCCUGCAUAAAAUUAUAAUGCUUCCAUGAGAAUUGAAUAAUAUAUUUUCCUUUCUUUUAAUAGUGUAAGUUAUAGUACAGUAUAGUCCAAUAAUUACAUUUAAUAUCAUCUGAUCAACAAUAUAGCAGCUAGCAUUAAAUUACCGACACUGAUAAUUAUGCUAUUUUAUUAGUUGGUUUAAUGUCCUUCAUAAUAUAGCAACAUUUUGCAAAUGUUAUGUCUAAUAAACACCUGAACGCUAUUCUUGACAUUUGUUUAUAUGAUAAAAUAUUGUACUUCAUGGAUAUUAAGUUGAGGAUGUUCAUGUUACCAGAUAAAAGAUAAUUUGUUGAUUUUGAGUAACAGCACUACUGAAAUAUUUCAAAUUAAACUUAUUUGACAGCAAAUUAUCUAAUAAUUAUGGGCUCCUAUUAGAAUGUUAUGCAUUGUACUAAGUGACAGAAUGAAGUACAAUUGUCCAAGAGGUUACAAGAAGUAAUGACAGUAUAAUAUUAACUUAUUUAAAUUCAAUUUCCAGAAUACAUGCUUGUAUGCCAUUCAGAGACCAACAUAUGUUUUAUUUAAAGAUAGAUUAUCAGUGAAAUAAAUGUGAAUCAGAAUU
This is a messenger RNA of Procambarus clarkii (red swamp crayfish), 6041 nucleotides long. The record is from RefSeq and is a predicted model, not a curated record. Lineage: Eukaryota; Metazoa; Arthropoda; Malacostraca; Decapoda; Cambaridae.